Messenger RNA from Ruditapes philippinarum (Manila clam), 3002 nucleotides. Its product is annotated as vacuolar protein sorting-associated protein 51 homolog. Gene Ontology annotation, cellular component: membrane; EARP complex; GARP complex. The transcript has 20 exons. The coding region runs from base 26 to 2374 and encodes 782 amino acids. The record is from RefSeq and is a predicted model, not a curated record. Lineage: Eukaryota; Metazoa; Mollusca; Bivalvia; Venerida; Veneridae. Gene Ontology annotation, biological process: lysosomal transport; retrograde transport, endosome to Golgi; endocytic recycling.
CAAUAUUUCACGAUUCUAAUCAAGCAUGGCUGACAGUGCAGAAAAAAAUGACACUGAUGAGGCGGAGAGGAGAAAGCGGCAUGGAAUGUUAAAGAUGUAUUAUGGCCUGGACGAGGAUAAAGCGGGUGGGGCAUCCCUUGAUCCAUGUGAUAUUGAUGGUGCUCAUUUCAAACCUGACAUGUUCCUGGGCAAACUCAUACGAGAAAAGUCCUUAACAGAGCUGAUGGACAAAGAGUCAGAAAUGCUGAAGCAGAUUCGGUCUCUAGAUAGUGAUAUGCAGACACUGGUGUAUGAAAAUUAUAACAAGUUUAUCAGUGCAACAGAUACAAUCAGGAAAAUGAAGAAUGAUUUUCGUAAGAUGGAGGACGAAAUGGAUCAUCUUGCUACCAAUAUGUCACGCAUCACCGAAUUUAGCGGUAAUAUUUCUCAUACUUUACAAGACCGCAGACAGCAUAUAACAAAAUUAUCAGGAGUGCAUUCAUUAUUAAAGAAGCUACAGUUUCUGUUUGAGCUACCGGCACGUCUCAAGAAAUGUAUUGAAAUGAAGGCAUACAGUCAAGCUGUCAGGUACUACACAAAGGCUCAGAGAGUGUUACAUCAGUACCAACAUAUGCCAAGUUUUCAAGGUAUUAACUCUGAUUGUAGUCAGAUUAUCAAAGAAUUAAGAGGCCACCUGAAACAACAGUUCAGAGAUAAAGAGUCCACACCAAAACAACUAGCCGAGUGUGUAGAUCUCUUGUUACAGCUAGAUGAGCCAGCGGAACAAUUAUGUGAGGAAUUUCUGGCACAUGCAAGAAGAAAAUUGGACAGUGAUCUGGAGGAACUCCAGUUUCAGAUCAGUCUACAGAAAGGGGAGGGAGCUCAGAAGGAGGCUGAGAGAGCUUCACAAACAUAUCUAGAUAAUUCUAUGGAUGUUCUGGCGUUUGUUGACUGUGGCUGUAAUGGUUUCCUUAGCAACAUGUGCCUAGUGAUAGCUUCUUAUAAUGAUAUGUUUUUAAACAGACAACAAGAUAGUGAAGAGCUUGAUGCCAUAGCAUCAAAAAAGCUUGUAACAUUUGUACAUACACUGAUGGAGGUCUACUUUAAUUGUGUACAAGAGAGAGUCCAGUUAGAGAAAGAAACUGGAGAUAAUACAAUUCUUGUAAGAGCUCUUGAUAGAUUCCACAGACGCUUGCAGGCCAUGAAUAAGCUUCUACCUGACACAGACUUUUCAAGGGCUGGAACAAAUAUUGUAUCUACAGCUGCUAGAGAUAGAGUAUCACACUACCUGGAGUCUCUUAAACAACAUUUUACAGAUUGUAUGACAGAUAUACGUCAGAAUCUGGCAAGUCCACGUGUAGCCAGUAAACAAGAACAGGGGGCCAAUCUUACAGAACUGUUGAGUAAUAUUCAGAUUACCACCUUAGAGCAAGUUAAAUCUGUUCUGGUAAACCUUCAGGUAUUUACAGCUCCAGAUAUUACAUUUGCUAUGAAGCCAUAUUUUAGAGGACCAUUUUGUACCCAGGGUGUAAGGGAAGGUCUGGUUGUAGCAUAUAUCCAGCACAUUACCAAGGUGUGCCAGGAUUUCUGUGAGGGUACAGGUUCGGCACCUCCUGCUUUACUGCUUAUCUUGUCACGGUUGUGCUCGGACUUUGAGAGUUCUACAAUAUCAUACCUGAUAACAUUGACAGAGGAGCAGUUUGACAUGGAUCAUAAGUUAGAAGUUACAUCAGUCUCUUCAUUGUGUGCAGACAUUAAACAGACUGCCCAGAAUCUUCUUAACCAUUAUGUCAAAGUUCAAGGUCUAGCUAUAUCACAGAUGUUACGUAAGAGUGUGGAGACACGAGACUGGUUAAAUACCAUAGAACCACGUAAUGUACGAGCUGUCAUGAAACGAGUGGUAGAAGACAUCACAUCAAUAGAUUCACAGGUAGGACAACUAUAUGAGGAAGGUGUAAGGAAGGAGAGAAGUAGUGACUCUAGUCGUAGAGCACAUAGUUAUAGUUAUGCUGCCUCACAACAAAAACGUGGACAGUGGAACUAUACACCUAGCAUAGACAACAGUCUGAUGAGCAAUAUACAGAAACUGUUUUCUGAGAAAAUUGAGAUAUUUAGUGCUGUAGAAUUCUCCAAGGUCUCUGUACUUACUGGCAUCAUUAAAAUCAGCUUGAAGACAUUUAUGGAGUGUGUAAGAUUGAGGAUAUUUGGUCGCUAUGGGUUACAGCAGAUACAAGUUGAUACCUACUAUCUACAAUUAUAUCUAUGGAGAUUUGUCUCAGAUGAAAAUUUAGUUCAAGUUUUAUUAGAUGAGAUAGUAUGUAGUACAGUACACAGAUGUUUAGAUCCAGUGAUGAUGGAACCUAGUGUGAUUGAGCUGAUAUGUGAGAGAGGAUGAGUAAACCAUAUGUAUACCUGGCAUUUUAUAUCAUAACUAAUGGAAUAUUUAUAAUAACCUAUGAUUUGAUUGUGCAUAUGUAAACUGGACUUGAUAUGUUGAGAUGUGUAGAUGUUGAAAAUAAAAGAUAUGUACAUGUACAUAUGUGGUAGAAUGCUAAUACUGAAUCUUUUAAUGAAUGUUUUAACUAUUUGCUAGGUUUAAAAUUAAAAAUGCAUAACUGUAAAAUAUAAUGUGAUGGAUUCUUUAUUUAGUUAGUGAACUCUUAUAUUACAAGAAGAAUUAAUGAUAAAAUUAUUAUGAAAUAUUUAAUGCAUUCCAAUAUACUCUGUAUGUAAAUUCACAAUUGUAAAGCUGUUUAAAAAACAAUGUUAGUGCAGACGUUAUGUUUAAACAAGGGUAUGUUACAGCAUGUUAAAUAGUAACUUAAUAUCUGAGUUGUUUCCCCUGGACAAUGUUAUCUUCAUAUUGUAACUGUUAAAGUCUUUAUCUUUGAUGAUAUUUGAUUUGAUAUUUAUUAGGAUUUGACUGAUUAAAGCAUCAUACUGUAGUUUUUAUUAGACAUUUUAAUGAAAUUUGUUACAAUGUGAAAUAUGUGCAAUAUAAGAAAUAAAUUAUAUUUAUUGAA